Molecule: messenger RNA, 1398 nt
Organism: Bacillus rossius redtenbacheri
Lineage: Eukaryota; Metazoa; Arthropoda; Insecta; Phasmatodea; Bacillidae
Product: collagen alpha-2(I) chain-like
Exons: 2
Coding region: 1-1398 (465 amino acids)
Source: RefSeq, a predicted model, not a curated record
AUGACUGCGCCCCGCCUCGGCUCGCAGCCAUCGUCAGUGCCGAUCGCCCUCGAGCGAGAUCAGAGCAGUUCGAAACGUGUGUCGCGCCCGUCACUUGCUUUCCUCGGCCCAGGAGCCAGGACGUACACAGUCGGCACGGCUGCUGCCGGCUGCCCGCAGUGCAGAGGAGUGGAGCGGGAAGCCCGCACACAGGGGCAGUUAGCGCAGUCACACCCGGCAGGCACGGCUGCUGCCGGCUACCCGCAGUGCAGGGGAGUGGAGCGGGUAGCCCGCACACAGGGGCAGUUAGCGCAGUCACACCCGGCAGGCACGGCUGCUGCCGGCUGCCCGCAGUGCAGGGGAGUGGAGCGGGUAGCCCGCACACAGGGGCAGUUAGCGCAGUCACACCCGGCAGGCACGGCUGCUGCCGGCUGCCCGCAGUGCAGGGGAGUGGAGCGGGUAGCCUGCACACAGGGGCAGUUAGCGCAGUCACACCCGGCAGGCACGGCUGCUGCCGGCUGCCCGCAGUGCAGAGGAGUGGAGCGGGAAGCCCGCACACAGGGGCAGUUAGCGCAGUCACACCCGGCAGGCACGGCUGCUGCCGGCUACCAGCAGUGCAGAGGAGUGGAGCGGGAAGCCCGCACACAGGGGCAGUUAGCGCAGUCACACCCGGCAGGCACGGCUGCUGCCGGCUGCCCGCAGUGCAGGGGAGUGGAGCGGGUAGCCCGCACACAGGGGCAGUUAGCGCAGUCACACCCGGCAGGCACGGCUGCUGCCGGCUGCCCGCAGUGCAGAGGAGUGGAGCGGGAAGCCCGCACACAGGGGCAGUUAGCGCAGUCACACCCGGCAGGCACGCCUGCUGCCGGCUACCCGCAGUGCAGGGGAGUGGAGCGGGGAGCCCGCACACAGGGGCAGUUAGCGCAGUCACACCCGGCAGGCACGGCUGCUGCCGGCUGCCCGCAGUGCAGAGGAGUGGAGCGGGAAGCCCGCACACAGACGCAGUUAGCGCAGUCACACCCGGCAGGCACGGCUGCUGCCGGCUGCCCGCAGUGCAGAGGAGUGGAGCGGGUAGCCCGCACACAGGGGCAGUUAGCGCAGUCACACCCGGCAGGCACGGCUGCUGCCGGCUGCCCGCAGUGCAGAGGAGUGGAGCGGGUAGCCCGCACACAGGGGCAGUUAGCGCAGUCACACCCGGCAGGCACGGCUGCUGCCGGCUGCCCGCAGUGCAGAGGAGUGGAGCGGGUAGCCCGCACACAGGGGCAGUUAGCGCAGUCACACCCGGCAGGCACGGCUGCUGCCGGCUGCCCGCAGUGCAGAGGAGUGGAGCGGGUAGCCCGCACACAGGGGCAGUUAGCGCAGUCACACCGGCAGGCACGGCUGCUGCCGGCUGCCCACAGUGCAGAGGAGUGGAGCGGGUAG